AAAAUAAGACAUACUGGAAGAAAACCUUUCAAAUGUAAAAAAUGUGUCAAAUCAUUUUGCAUGCUUUCACACAAAACCCAACAUAAAAGCAUUUAUACUAGAGAGAAGCCAUACAAAUGUAAAAAAUGUGGAAAAACCUCUAAUUGGUCCUCAAUCCUUACUAAUAAUAAGAUAAUUCAUACUGGAGAGAAACACUGCAAAUGUGAAGAAUGUGGCAAAGCUUUCAGCCAAUCCUCAACCCUUACUACACAUAAGAUAAUUCAUACUGGAGAGAAACCCUACAAAUGUGAGGAAGGUGGCAAAUCUUUUAAACUGUUUUCAAGCUUUACUAAACAUAAGGAAAUUAAUAGUGGAGUAAAACCCUACAAAUGUGAAGAAUGUGGCAAAGCCUUUAGGCAGUCUUCAAUUUUUGCUAACCAUCAGAGAAUUCAUACUGGAAAGAAACCCAACAAAUGUGAAGAAUGUGGCAAAUCUUUUAACCUGGCUUCAAGCUUUACUAAACAUAGGUAAUUCUUACUGGUUUAAAACCCUACAAAUGUGAAGAAUGUGCCAAUGCCUUUUUCUGGUUCUCAGCCCUAACUAAACAUAAGGAAAUUUAUACUUGAAAGCAACCCUACAAAUGGAAAAAAUUUGGCAAAGCCUUUAGUCCUUACAACUUCAUACACAUAAGAUAACUCAUAUUGAAGAGAAAUAUUACAAGUGUGAAUAAUGUGUCAAAGCCUAUAAAAAGUCUUCAGUUCUUAACAGACAUAAGAUUAUUUAUACUGGAGAGAAACUUUACAAACCUGAAAGAUGUGCCAAUGCUUUUGACAACAACUUAAGCUUUUCUAAACAUAAAGUCAUGCUGCUGAGAAUCCUAGAAAUGUGAAGAAUGUGACAAAGCCUUUAAAUGAUUGUCACACUUGAUUUUAGGUAAGGUAAUUCAUACUGGAGAUAACUAUCAGUGUGAACAAUGUGGCUGAGCUUCUAACUAAUGCUCACACGUUAUUGCACAGGAAAGCAUUUAUACUUGAGAACAAAUGUGCAAAUAUAGGCAAAGUAAAAAAGCCAUUAAUACCUGCUCACAUCUUACUCAAAACCAGAGAGUUCGUACUAAAUAAAAGCAUUAAAAGUC
Molecule: messenger RNA, 1114 nt
Organism: Macaca mulatta (Rhesus monkey)
Lineage: Eukaryota; Metazoa; Chordata; Mammalia; Primates; Cercopithecidae
Source: RefSeq, a predicted model, not a curated record